GACAACGUGAGCGCCUGAGGUAAAAAGGGGCCAGAGGGAGCAGGAUAAGAAGGAUUAGGGGACCUGGGGAAAGAAGGUUGUAGCUCUCUGAUAGAGGUCAGAGCGUGCAGCAGUCGGGGAAACAGGCGAGGCAGGGGAACCUUGUUUUUGAACAUCUAAUUUGAGGGACAAGUGCUGUUUCUGAACACGUACCCGAGGAAUGUGAUUAAUGCCAUGUUGACCUUGUGAAGAUGACAGUGGGCAAACCUGUCUCGAGUGCUGAAAUGACGCCAAUGUUGUUUGUCGUCCUGCUGAUGAGUAAUGCCUGGUCAGUCUCCGCUCAGUUCAAUGGAUACAACUGUGACUCAAACUUCCACAGCAGGUUUCCUGGUGAGCGGGAUAUCAGUGUGUACUGCGGGGUUCAAACCAUCACCUUAAAGAUCAACUUCUGCCCCGUGCUCUUUUCCGGCUACACCGACGCAGAUUUAGCCCUGAACGGUCGCCACACUGACUCCCAAUGCCGCGGCUUCAUCAACAACAACACCUUCCCCACGGCGGUCCUGUUCAGCAUCAGUCUGAGCACUCUGGAGGCCUGCGGAAACAGCCUGGUGGUCAGCACAGCAUACGGGGCCAACGCUUAUGGGAACAUGUCUCUGGUACAAAUCGGGAAUGUCUCCGGUUACAUCGACACACCUGACCCUCCCACUAUAAUAAGCUACCUGCCCGGUUUGUUGUAUAAAUUCAGCUGCAGCUACCCGCUGGAAUACCUGGUCAAUAACUCACAGCUGGCAUCCUCCUCUGCUGCUGUAUCCGUCAAGGACAGCAACGGUACAUUUGUGAGCACAUUGAGUUUGAUGCUUUACAACGAUUCAACCUACAACCAACCUCUCUCCAUCCCGAUGGCCGGGCUGGCUCUGAAAACUCGAGUAUUUGCUGCUGUUAAAGCCACAAACUUAGACAAACGGUGGAACAUCUUGAUGGACUACUGUUAUGCGACCCCCUCGGGGAAUCCUAAUGAUGAACUCCGCUAUGACCUUUUCUUUGGCUGCUACAAAGACCCACAGACGACAGUUUUUGAGAAUGGUAAGAGCCAGAUGGGACGCUUUUCCUUCGAGGUUUUCCGCUUUGUCAAACACAGACAUCAAAAGAUGUCCACUGUGUUUUUGCACUGUGUCAGCAAGCUGUGCCGCGCAGACGACUGCAUCAUGCUCAUACCGAUCUGUGGUCGACGGCGGAGGCGAGAGGAGAGCCUUGAUUCUCCACCAGCAGCGUCUGGAAACGCCAUCAUUACCGCUGGACCAAUCAUCACCAGGAGUGAUGAAACUCCUGUCAACAACUCCCAACUUGCAUCUGGUGGCCCCUCCCACCAGAUGAACCCUGUGACCAGUUCUCUGAUCUCAGGCGUGGUCAUCCUGGGAGGGGUCAGCGUGGGCUUAGUCCUGCUGUCGGUCCGCCUCCUGAAGAAGUCCCGCCUCACAACAACCACAGCCUCAGGUGUUUGGAGCCCCAGCUUUAAAUGAAACAACACCUUUUGUAUAGUAACACCUUGAUACUGACUUUAUGAGAAGUAUGUUAAACAAAGUUAUAAUGUACAUGUACACUCUCCUUGUACACACAUUAUUAAAUCUGUAUA
Labrus mixtus (cuckoo wrasse) is the source of this 1612-nucleotide messenger RNA. It is a transcript of the gene zpld1b, whose product is annotated as zona pellucida-like domain containing 1b. The transcript has 10 exons. Gene Ontology annotation, cellular component: cell surface. The record is from RefSeq and is a predicted model, not a curated record. The coding region runs from base 231 to 1499 and encodes 422 amino acids. NCBI's taxonomy places the organism in Eukaryota, Metazoa, Chordata, Actinopteri, Labriformes, Labridae.